This is a messenger RNA of Rosa chinensis, 1416 nucleotides long. Its product is annotated as TMV resistance protein N. The record is from RefSeq and is a predicted model, not a curated record. The coding region runs from base 1 to 1416 and encodes 471 amino acids. Gene Ontology annotation, molecular function: protein binding. Lineage: Eukaryota; Viridiplantae; Streptophyta; Magnoliopsida; Rosales; Rosaceae. The transcript is spliced from 5 exons.
AUGGACUGGAAUUUUGAGAAGUUGAAGUUUAUCAAACUCUGCCAUUCUCAAAACAUUGUGGAGACCCCAGACCUUGUAGGCGUUCAGAAUCUUGAGAGUUUAGAUCUUGAAGGAUGUGAGAAUUUGGUAAGAGUCUAUCAAUCCCUUGGAUUUCUCAAAAAGCUUAUUGUCCUGAAUCUUAAAGGUCUCGAGAGUCUGCCAAGUAGAAUUGAAAUGGAAUCUCUUGAAAUAUUAAUUAUUUCUAGCUGCUUAAAAGUUAAGAAGAUUCCUGAGUUUGUUGGAAAUAUGGAACGUUUGUCGGUGCUUUAUCUUGAUGAGACUGCCAUUGUGGAACUGCCUGUGUCAAUUGAACGGCUAAAUGGCCUUGUGUCAUUGAAUCUGAGCAACUGCAGAAAUCUUGUAAAUGUGGGGGAGAUGGACUGUUUUGAGGAAAAUGAUGUGAAUAGUGGUUCUGCAAUAGAAAUGUCAUCUACCCAUGAUCUCAUAAAAUAUGUGAGAGGAUCAGUCUUUCAUGGAUGCGAAGUAGUUUGGGGAUCUGUAAAUAAGUUCUUGCCUUCUGGAUUGCUGCAAAAAGUAAAUACAAAGCCAAUGAGUAUCCGCUUGCCUAUAUCUGGUCUGUGUAAUUUAACAUAUCUGAACCUAAGUAAUUGCAAUCUUGGUGAAGGAGCAUUUGCCAAUGAAUUUGGUUACUUUCCUUCUUUGGUGACCUUGAAUCUAAGUGGAAACAAUUUUGUUCGUCUUCCUUCAGGCAUUGGAUUGCUUUCUAAGCUUGAGAACUUUAACUUGGAGAAUUGCAAGAGACUUCAAGAGUUGUCAGACCUACCAUCAAAUAGUAUACUGGAUUUAAGGGCGGAUGGAUGCAAUAACAUAGCAUUUGAAAUGCUGAAGACAUUCAUUUAUCAGGCAAUCUCCAAUAAGAGGGAAACUUUUCAAAUUGUAAUUCCUGGAAGUUAUAUUCCUGACUGGUUCAACCAUUGGAGUUUUGGGUGUUCAUUAAGUAUAUCUUUACCUGCACAUUGGAAUAACAGUCAGUUUAUGGGAUUUGCUUUGUGUGCGGUUUUUGUACUCCAUGAGCACCAACGGGUGGAUGAGCUUUAUACAUAUGAAUUUAAGACUUUUAAUGCAACACAUCAUCUUGUAUGUUGCCUGAAGCUUGAUGGAAGAGAAUUGGGUGUAUAUGGCAGACAGCCUGCAUUUCGCUUUAGUGAAAAAUUUUGCCAGGUUGAGUCAGAUCAUCUGUGGCUAUUCUAUGUAUCUCGUGAUAAAUACUUUGGUAUAGAGUGGUGGCCUAACAGUUCCAGUCAGGUUGAGUUCUUAUUUGAAACCAGAGGGCCAGGUCUGAUGGUGAAGGAGUGUGGAGUCCAUCUGAUAUAUGAGCAAGAUGUGCAAGAAUUGAACCAAACAACCACUCAAUGA